This is a messenger RNA of Daucus carota subsp. sativus, 2111 nucleotides long. RefSeq names its product glucan endo-1,3-beta-glucosidase 6. Bases 236 to 1633 code for a protein of 465 amino acids. Gene Ontology annotation, molecular function: hydrolase activity, hydrolyzing O-glycosyl compounds. Gene Ontology annotation, biological process: carbohydrate metabolic process. The record is from RefSeq and is a predicted model, not a curated record. Gene Ontology annotation, cellular component: plasma membrane. The transcript is spliced from 2 exons. Lineage: Eukaryota; Viridiplantae; Streptophyta; Magnoliopsida; Apiales; Apiaceae.
UAUCCAGUUUAUUUAACCAGAAUCUUCUGUAUGUAUGUUGAGUUAAUAUCCUCCAGAGUCCACGAUAUGUGAUUAAUUGUUUUAUGUUAAAGUGUAGACAGAAAUUGGAUAGCUCAAUUUAUACCCUGUAAUUUUUGAGCUCUUUUAAACACUUCGUUAUCUGUUUCAUAUUCAUAAAUUUGUACUUUUCCUUCUGGAUUGGGCGUCCGCAGGAUCUUAUGCUGGUAGCAGUCUUAUGUAUUGUGCAGAAGGUCUGAUGUCUGCUAGCCAUGGGAGGGAAAGUGGAAGUGUUGAGAUAUGUUUUGCAUACACGGUUUCAAGAUAUUCCUGGUCAUUCGGGCAUACAGGUGCACACAUUAGACUCUGCAAGUAUUUCAUGAUUGGAAAUGAACCUUACACCAUUACAUCAAACGUUACAGCGUCAUUUCAGAAUGAUUUUGACACGGCACUCCACCAUGUUACUGAAUGUAUUCGGUAUCAGCCAAGCCCUUAUAACCAAAUAAAAGUAAGCAUUCCUCAUGCUCCAGAUGUUCUCAUAUCCGGUAUAAAAAGACCAUCCCAAGCUGAUUUCAAUGGCGUCGUGAGGCAACGAAUGCUCAACAUACUAAAAAUCCUAAAUUCAUCAGGUUCCCCUUAUGCAGUGAACAUAUAUCCACACACAAGUAUAUUGCAGAAUGGUUUUCCUCUUGAAUUUGCUUUCUUCGACAACAAUAGCACUUUCAGAAUUCAAGACGGACCGAAUGUCUAUACCAAUGUAUUUGAUUUCGUAUACGACUCAUUCGUUUCGGCUCUAAGAAAAUAUGGAUUCGGCAACUUGAGGCUGAUUGUGACUCAAGUGGGGUGGCCAACAGAUGGACAUGUCUAUGCUAAUGUCUCCACUGCACAAAGAUUCUAUGUCGGUUUCCUCAAGAAAAUUGCCAACAACGAAGGGACACCACUUCAUCGUGGAGUACCCAUAGAAGCCUACAUUUACAAUCUAAACGACGAAAACGCCAAAGAUAUGAGCGCAUAUGGUCCCUCCAUUCGACAUUAUGGAAUCUACGAUUACAAAGGUCAGCCCAAGUUCUCUCUAGAUUUGACAAUGAAAGGUCGUCCAGAUGCAAAGCUAGUACCUGCAGAAGGUGUGGUGUCCAUGCCUAGAAGAUGGUGCGUUCUCAACACAGAUGCAAAGCUGAACGCAAGAAACCGCACAUCCCUCAUCCUGAAACAAUUUGAGCGAGCCUGUGAAAAGAACGAUUGUUCAAAAUUAUAUUACGGAGCAUCCUACAGCAAUCUGACAUUCGAAGGUAAUGUGUCGUAUGCAUUCAACGUUUACUAUCAAAGCAAAAGUCAGGUUGACGGUGCAUGCUAUUUUAAUGGAUUCGGGAAAAUAACCAUGGAAGAUCCGUCGGAAACAUAUGGAUGCCAUUUUCAGCUGGAAAUAUUAUCAACAUUGUUCAUCUGGGGUCAAGGGGAGAUGGGGAAUGUGUUGGCCAAAACAGGAGCAAAUGCGGUUAUGUAUGCUAAUAAUUCACCUGAUGAUGUUCAAGUGGUGCCUUCGGUUUCUCCGGUUUUAAUUCUUGCUACACCAUUUGUUUUAUCAUCCAUUUUGAUGUUAUGGAUCUGGUUCAUCCAAAUGAGGAAUCAGAACUAAUUGAGAAUCGGUGAUUAGUCGUCGGUUUUUUGUUAUACGGAGAUGGGGAAAGUAUAAGAGGAUGGUGUAGUGAAGGGUUCUCAUUCUUGUUAUUGUAACAGUUGGAUUGAUGGCGAAGGUGUAACAGUUGGAUUGAUGGCGAAGGUGCAAGGGGAUGGUGUCGGUGAAGGGUUCUCAUCCUUGUUAUUGUAAGAGCUGGAUUGAAGUUUCAAUACAUUUUUCAAUACAUUCAUUUGUGUCAGUGAAGAGUUCUCAUUCUAACUAAACCACCUUUGUCAUCGUAACCUUUGGAUGAAAUUUUUAAGUAACCACUUUUGUCAUUGUAAUAUUUGGAUGGAAGUUUCAAUACAUUCAUUUGUUGCUUAUGGGACAUUUUUUUUGAGUGAAUUGGGUUUCUAUUCCAAACAAAUCAAUUUUUUUUAUAUAUAAGCACACGAUUUUAUUCAUAUUGAAAUAGGAAUCAAUUUUUUUAGAUUCA